Owenia fusiformis is the source of this 5156-nucleotide messenger RNA. The record is from the annotation of a GenBank genome assembly. Lineage: Eukaryota; Metazoa; Annelida; Polychaeta; Sabellida; Oweniidae.
CAAAGACCACAGUAGCCCAGACAACAUCUGAUACAAUGACCACAGUAGGUCAGACAAUAUCUGAUACAAUGACCACAGUAGCUCAGACAACAGCUGAUACAAUGACCACAGAAGGUCAGACAACAUCUGAUACAAUGACCACAGUAGCCCAGACAACAUCUGAUACAAUGACCACAGUAGGUCAGACAAUAUCUGAUACAAUGACCACAGUAGCUCAGACAACAGCUGAUACAAUGACCACAGAAGGUCAGACAACAUCUGAUACAAUGACCACAGUAGCCCAGACAAUAUCUGAUACAAUGACCACAGAAGAUCAGACAAUAUCUGAUACAAUGACCACAGAAGGUCAGACAACAUCUGAUACAAUGACAACAGUAGCACAGACAACAUCUGAUUCAAUGACUACAGUAGAUCAGACAACAUCUGAUACAAUGACGACAAAAGGUCAGACAACAUCUGAUACAAUGACCACAGAAGGUCAGACAACAUCUGAUACAAUGACGACAGAAGGUCAGACAACAUCAGAUACAAUGACCACAGAAAGUCAGACACCAUCUGAUACAAUGACCACAGAAGGUCAGACAACAUCUGAUACAAUGACAACAGUAGCACAGACAACAUCUGAUUCAAUGACUACAGUAGAUCAGACAACAUCUGAUACAAUGACGACAAAAGGUCAGACAACAUCUGAUACAAUGACCACAGAAGGUCAGACAACAUCUGAUACAAUGACGACAGAAGGUCAGACAACAUCAGAUACAAUGACAACAUUAGGUCAGACAACAUCUGGUACAAUGACCACAGAAGGUCAGGCAACAUCUGAUACAGUGACCACAGAAGGUCAGACAUCAUCUGAUACAAUGACAACAGUAGGUCAGACAACAUCUGAUACAAUGACCACAGUAGCCCCUAUAACAUCUGAUACAAUGACCACAGGAGAUGAGACAACUUCUGACACAACGACCACAGAAGCCAAGACAACAUCUGAUGCAAUGACGACAGAAGGUCAGACAACAUCUGAUACAAUGACCAAAGUGGCCCCUACAACACCUGAUACAAUGACCACAGGAGAUAAGACAACAUCUGACACAAUGACCACAGAAGCCCAGACAACAUCUGAUACAAUGACCACAGUAGGUCAGACAAUAUCUGAUACAAUGACCACAGUAGCUCAGACAACAGCUGAUACAAUGACCACAGAAGGUCAGACAACAUCUGAUACAAUGACCACAGUAGCCCAGACAAUAUCUGAUACAAUGACCACAGAAGAUCAGACAAUAUCUGAUACAAUGACCACAGAAGGUCAGGCAACAUCUGAUACAAUGACAACAGUAGCACAGACAACAUCUGAUUCAAUGACUACAGUAGAUCAGACAACAUCUGAUACAAUGAUGACAAAAGGUCAGACAACAUCUGAUACAAUGACCACAGAAGGUCAGACAACAUCUGAUACAAUGACGACAGAAGGUCAGACAACAUCAGAUACAAUGGCCACAGAAAGUCAGACACCAUCUGAUACAAUGACCACAGAAGGUCAGACAACAUCUGAUACAAUGACAACAGUAGCACAGACAACAUCUGAUUCAAUGACUACAGUAGAUCAGACAACAUCUGAUACAAUGACGACAAAAGGUCAGACAACAUCCGAUGCAAUGACAACAUUAGGUCAGACAACAUCUGGUACAAUGACCACAGAAGGUCAGGCAACAUCUGAUACAAUGACCACAGAAGGUCAGACAACAUCUGAAUCAAUGACCACAGGAGAUCAGACAACAUCUGACACAAUGACCGCAGUAGCUCAGACAACAUCUGAUACAAUGACGACAGAAGGUCAGACAACAUCAGAUACAAUGGCCACAGAAAGUCAGACACCAUCUGAUACAAUGACCACAGAAGGUCAGACAACAUCUGAUACAAUGACAACAGUAGCACAGACAACAUCUGAUUCAAUGACUACAGUAGAUCAGACAACAUCUGAUACAAUGACGACAAAAGGUCAGACAACAUCCGAUGCAAUGACAACAUUAAGUCAGACAACAUCUGGUACAAUGACCACAGAAGGUCAGGCAACAUCUGAUACAAUGACCACAGAAGGUCAGACAACAUCUGAAUCAAUGACCACAGGAGAUCAGACAACACCUGACACAAUGAUCACAGUAGCUCAGACAACAUCUGAUACAAUGACCACAGAAGGUCAGACAACAUCUGAAUCAAUGACCACAGGAGAUCAGACAACAUCUGACACAAUGACCGCAGUAGCUCAGACAACAUCUGACACAAUGACCACAGUAGCCCAGACAAGAUCUGAUACAAUGACCACAGAAGGUCAGACAACAUCUAAUACAAUGACCACAGAAGGUCAGACAACAUCUGAUACAAUGACCACAAAAGGUCAGAAAACAUCUGAUACAAUGACGACAGCAGGUCAGACAACAUCCGAUACAAUGACCACAGUAGCCCAGACAACAUCUGAUUCAAUGACCAUUGGGGAUCAGACAACAUCUGGCACAAUGACCACAGUAGCCCAGACAAUAUCUGAUCCAAAGACCACAGUAGCCCAGACAACAUCUGAUACAAUGACCACAGUAGGUCAAACAAUAUCUGAUACAAUGACCACAGUAGCUCAGACAACAGCUGAUACAAUGACCACAGAAGGUCAGACAACAUCUGAUACAAUGACCACAGUAGCCCAGACAACAUCUGAUACAAUGACCACAGUAGGUCAGACAAUAUCUGAUACAAUGACCACAGUAGCUCAGACAGCAGCUGAUACAAUGACCACAGAAGGUCAGACAACAUCUGAUACAAUGACCACAGUAGCCCAGACAAUAUCUGAUACAAUGACCACAGAAGAUCAGACAAUAUCUGAUACAAUGACCACAGAAGGUCAGACAACAUCUGAUACAAUGACAACAGUAGCACAGACAACAUCUGAUUCAAUGACUACAGUAGAUCAGACAACAUCUGAUACAAUGACGACAAAAGGUCAGACAACAUCUGAUACAAUGACCACAGAAGGUCAGACAACAUCUGAUACAAUGACGACAGAAGGUCAGACAACAUCAGAUACAAUGACCACAGAAAGUCAGACACCAUCUGAUACAAUGACCACAGAAAGUCAGACAACAUCUGAUACAAUGACAACAGUAGCACAGACAACAUCUGAUUCAAUGACUACAGUAGAUCAGACAACAUCUGAUACAAUGACGACAAAAGGUCAGACAACAUCCGAUGCAAUGACAACAUUAGGUCAGACAACAUCUGGUACAAUGACCACAGAAGGUCAGGCAACAUCUGAUACAGUGACCACAGAAGGUCAGACAACAUCUGAUACAAUGACAACAGUAGGUCAGACAACAUCUGAUACAAUGACCACAGUAGCCCCUAUAACAUCUGAUACAAUGACCACAGGAGAUGAGACAACUUCUGACACAACGACCACAGAAGCCAAGACAACAUCUGAUGCAAUGACGACAGAAGGUCAGACAACAUCUGAUACAAUGACCACAGUGGCCCCUACAACACCUGAUACAAUGACCACAGGAGAUAAGACAACAUCUGACACAAUGACCACAGAAGCCCAGACAACAUCUGAUAUAAUGACCACAGUAAGUCAGACAACAUCUGAUACAAUGACCACAGUAGGUCAGACAACAUCUGAUACAAUGACCACAGAAGGUCAGACAACAUCUGAUACAAUGACCACAGUAGAUCAGACAACAUCUGAAUCAAUGACCACAGUAGAUCAGACAACAUCUGAAUCAAUGACCACAGAAGGUCAGACAACAUCUGACACAAUGACCACAGAAGGUCAGACAACAUCUGAAUCAAUGACCACAGAAGGUCAGACAACAUCUGAUUCAAUGACAACAGUAGCCCAGACAACACCUGAUACAAUGACGACAGUAGCCCAGACAACAUCUGAUUCAAUGACAACAGUAGCCCAGACAACACCUGAUACAAUGACGACAGUAGCCCAGACAACAUCUGAUACAAUGACCACAGAAGGUAAGACAACAUCUGAUACAAUGACCACAAAAGGUCAGACAACAUCUGACACAAUGACAACAGAAGGUCAGACAACAUCUGAUACAAUGACCACAGUAGGUCAGACAACAUCUGAUAAAUUGACCACAGUAGAUCACACAACAUCUGAUACAAUGACCACAGAAGGUCAGACAACAUCUGAUACAAUGACCACAGAAGGUCAGACAACAUCUGAUACAAUGACAACAGUAGCCCAGAUAACAUCUGAUACAAUGACCACAGUAGACCAGACAACAUCUGAUACAAAGACAACAGAAGGUCAGACAACAUCUGAUACACUGACCACAGUAGCCCAGACAACGUCUGAUACAAUAACCACAGUAGACCAGACAACAUCUGAUUUAAUGACCACAGUAGAUCAGACAACAUCUGAUACAAUGACCACAGAAGGUCAGACAACAUCUGAUACAAUGACAAAAGAAGGUCAGACAACAUCUGAUACAAUGACAAGAGUAGCCCAGACAACAUCUGAUACAAUGACCACAUUAGCCCAGACAACAUCUGAUUCAAUGACCACAGUAGCCCAGACAACAUCUGAUACAAUGACCACAGAAGGUCAGACAACAUCUGAUACAAUGACGACAGAAGGUCAGACAACAUCUGAUACAAUGACAACAGUAGCCCAGACAGCAUCUGAUACAAUGACCACAGAAGGUCAGACAACAUCUGACACAAUGACCACAGUAGCCCAGACAACAUCUGACACAAUUACCACAGUAGCUCAGACAACAUCUGAUACAAUGACCACAGAAGGUCAGACAACAUCUGAUACAAUGACCACAGGAGAUCAGACAACAUCUGACACAAUGACCACAGUAGCCCAGACAACAUCUGAUGCAAUGACCACCGUAGGUCAGACAGCAUCUGAUACAAUGACAACAGUAGCCAAGACAACAUCUGAUACAAUGACCACAAUUGACCAGACAACGUCUGACACAAUGACCACAAUAGACCAGACAAGAUCUAAUACAAUGUUCACCAGCAUGGGAUCUACUCUUUCCCAACUAGGUAUUAACAGAUUCAUUCUUAGUUUGAUUAAGAUAAAUCUAUAGCUUCCUAUACCAAAGCUUGUCUUAAUAGCUUCAACAUCCUUUGACUGCUUUUCAUGA